AUAGACGAGCAGCAGAAAUCAGGAUGGCAGCGAUCAAGCUACUCAUUUUGUGCGCAAGCUUUCUUAGCGCUUUCGCAGCUAGCGUCGCAAAUGACAAAUGUGGGAGUUCUAGCGGAACUCAGUCUGGGGAAACCUCAAAAGAUGGUUACAAUCUUUUGGAAAUAAACGUCACGUUUGCCUUGAAGAACUACUCGGGCGGAAUACCGUUUGUGGAAGGGGUUUCCUGUAUUACGACUACGACCACUGAAAAGAACGACAGCCAGCACAAAGUUAAGGAGCAAAUCAAGUUCGGAUUUGGAGGAAACAGCAAAGCCCUAGAACAAUGGUUUCAAUUUUUAGGGGAUGGUCCACAAUACAACACAAUGAUGCCCACAGAUGGCGCAGGAAAUGCGGAGCAGCAACAACCGGAAAGCGCCGUGGUCAGCAGCCGUAGUGGUGAUGGCGCAAGUUCUGGUUCACCGGCUGGCGGAAGCGAAGAUGGGGACUCUCUUAUUGUGCCACCGGGAAAUUACACCUUCAAUUUCACGGGACCAGAUUGCGCAGUGGUGGUGGUUUAUUUGGCUGAAGAUUACUCCGACACCCAAGACCAGAACGGCGAAAAGGCAGAGUCGCGAAUGGCUCAAGUUGCUGCGCGCGAAGAAGCAGGCACCGAAACUAGGCCUCCGUGCAUGUUGUGGGUGAAACAGGGUGCAGACAGUGGAACAAACUGCUGCGAUGAUUACUUCGAAAAACAUUGCAGCUCGGCAAGCACAAACUACGUUGGGAGCGGAGAUACAUGCACGUCUGGUAGCACCAUUUCUUCACCAAAGAAGUCAAGGCGAUAACAGGCUUGAGAGGACAUGCUAGGGUGUUCUCUCAAGACACAGAGCGUGAUCGAGGUAAUAAAAAAAUGAACAUAUUCGUUGUUUAUA
Messenger RNA from Rhipicephalus sanguineus (brown dog tick), 911 nucleotides. RefSeq lists its product as uncharacterized. NCBI's taxonomy places the organism in Eukaryota, Metazoa, Arthropoda, Arachnida, Ixodida, Ixodidae. The record is from RefSeq and is a predicted model, not a curated record. The transcript has 7 exons. Bases 24 to 824 code for a protein of 266 amino acids.